AUGUCCACUGGAAUCAAAUGCUUUCAGGAUGAAAGAGAAUUAGGAGACUCAUUUUAUCAGCUUUUCCCUGUAGUGAAAACCAGGGAUUCAUGCCAACCAGAGCGUGCAGCUGAACACUCAUGUUCAAAUAGGGAUUUGCAUGAUGAUACCACUUCCUCUACAGGGCAGGAAACAGAUCAGGCUGAGACAGACACUGGCAAAAGCACAAAAAUGUUUGUUCCUAUUGAGACAAGUCUUCUUUCUUGCAUAUUUGGGUUAUUGGUCAAAUCAAGCUUGUUUGGUAUAGUGUCUCCGCGUUCUAUGUACACAUUAUAUAUAACAAUACAUGCAAGAGUUGCUGUGUGGACCUGAUCAGUUGAACUUUCACACUUUCUUAAUAAUACAUGCCAUCGUCCUUCUAACUAACCAUAAGCCCCCUCAGUGACCAUGCCUGCUAGACUUAGCCUAUAAUUAGAGUAGUUCUGCUGUGGAUAUAGCAUGGCAUUUGUAAAUGGCUUCAUGAGCAACUGGCACAAGGGAAAUACUGAACCACCAAUAAUUAGUGAUGGUACAGUGACAUCAUCAAUGGUUUUCCCCAUCUUUGGAAUGUAACCUUCUUGGAUUCUUGUCCAUAGAUUUGUAGACUUAAAUAUUAUAAAGUUAUAAUCUUCUUUGUAAGGCUCAAGCCCACCUGGGGGUACUUCAUCAGAAUGUGGCAGCCAUCUAUGGCUUCCCAAUAACACAGAAACUGCCAAAACUCUUCCAUAUCAAGUGUUUUGUUUGUAAAAUCUGCCUCAGACUCUGACAUGUGCUGCGAUACAGUUUUGUUCCACAACAGUCAACCUGUGAAACCUCUUGCACUAUAG
Messenger RNA from Pocillopora meandrina, 845 nucleotides. The record is from the annotation of a GenBank genome assembly. NCBI's taxonomy places the organism in Eukaryota, Metazoa, Cnidaria, Anthozoa, Scleractinia, Pocilloporidae.